AUGAAAUAUGCAAUUAUUUCCCACAACAUUGAUUUUGUUACAUUCUUGAUGAAUGAACACAAUAUAAAGAUCGAUUUAAAUUAUUGUGUAAUAUAUAAUAAUCUUGAAUCAUUUUUAGUUUAUUUUGAUCAAAUUAAUGAUAUUCAAGAAUGCUUUAAUUGUUCAAUAAGAUUUAAUAUCCCAUCCCUUAUCGAAUACUUUCUUACACUUGGGGCGAAUAUCAAUGAAAAAAUAACAGAGGGGAAACUGUUCUUCAUCUCGCAGUAUUGA
Trichomonas vaginalis G3 is the source of this 270-nucleotide messenger RNA. Its product is annotated as spectrin binding. The record is from RefSeq and is a predicted model, not a curated record. Lineage: Eukaryota; Parabasalia; Trichomonadida; Trichomonadidae. The transcript has a single exon. Bases 1 to 270 code for a protein of 89 amino acids.